Molecule: messenger RNA, 447 nt
Organism: Prunus armeniaca (apricot)
Lineage: Eukaryota; Viridiplantae; Streptophyta; Magnoliopsida; Rosales; Rosaceae
Source: the annotation of a GenBank genome assembly
AUGUCAUUUGGCACCACGCCAUGUGACGCGUUAUUAUAUCGUUCGGAAUCCUGCCAUUGGGUGCAUUAUUAUGCUAUUCGGUACCCCGACAUUCGACGUGUUAUUGUGCCAUUCGAUGCAUUAUUAUACCAUUCGACAGCCCGUCAUUCGAUGUGUUAUUAUACCAUUCGACACCCUGUCAUUUGGCACGUUAUUGUGUUAUUCGACACCCUAUCAUUCGACGCAUUAUUGUUUUACGUCGAGAUACUGGGAUCAACUGGUAAGGAGAACUGGCUUAAAAACUUCGUACUAAGGAACAUGCAAAUUUCGCCAUCAAAUAUCCUUCUUACUUGGGGACUUGGGGGAAUGGAGAUGGUGCACUAUGCGACUUGGAAGAAGGCUAAGGUGUUGCUCGGUCAGUGGAUUGAAGAUUACAAGUCAUCAACCAAGAAGUACUUACUUACUUGA